This is a messenger RNA of Metarhizium brunneum ARSEF 3297, 1647 nucleotides long. Its product is annotated as Efflux pump FUS6. Gene Ontology annotation, molecular function: transmembrane transporter activity. The record is from RefSeq and is a predicted model, not a curated record. Gene Ontology annotation, cellular component: plasma membrane. NCBI's taxonomy places the organism in Eukaryota, Fungi, Ascomycota, Sordariomycetes, Hypocreales, Clavicipitaceae. Gene Ontology annotation, biological process: transmembrane transport.
AUGGCGACUGAUAUCGAUGUCCUCGCGGGCGGCGCAACCGUCGACGCUGGGUCGCAAACGAACAAGAAAGGACUCAAGUUCUGGCUAGUUUUUGCAGCCAUUUCUCUCACAACCUUUCUCGCGGCUCUCGACACAUCCAUCAUCUCAACUGCGCUGCCUACCAUUGCGGCCGACCUUGGGUCCGAGAGCUUGUAUGUGUGGAUCAUAGAUUCGUAUCUGCUGGCCUCGACCGCUACGAUUCCCAUAUUUGCCCAGGCUGCCAACAUCUACGGGCGACGCAGCCUCAUACUCAUUUCCGUGCUGCUCUUUGCGCUUGGAAGCGGCCUCUGUGGCGGCGCGUCCAACAAUGCCAUGAUGAUUGGUGGACGAUCAGUCCAGGGCGUGGGCGGCGGCGGCAUUCUGACCAUGUCGGAGAUCAUCGUCUGUGAUCUCGUCUCCAUUCGCGAGAGGGGCCUUUAUGCCGGUAUUAUCGGAGGCAUCUGGGCUAUUGCUUCCGUCAUUGCUCCAAUAAUAGGCGGCGCGUUUGCACAAAACAUCACCUGGCGCUGGAUCUUCUACAUCAAUCUACCCAUUUCUGGCGUCUCCAUCAUUGCUCUGGCGCUGUUCCUCCAGCUACGCCGGCCUCCUGCUGGCACCAUCAAGAGCCAAAUUGCGCGAAUAGACUGGGGCGGUAGUUUUCUGCUCAUAACGUCCAUUACGGCCAUCAUUCUGGCUCUUAGCUGGGGAGGUUCGACCAACCCGUGGUCUUCUUGGAGGACCAUCGUCCCUCUUGUUCUGGGCUUCAUUGGCCUUGUAUUCUUUUUUGUGUACCAGGCAGCCCCUUGGUUGACGGAUCCCACGAUGCCGUUGCGACUGUUCGGCAACCGUACAGCCGUCACAGUCUUCAUAAUGAGUUUCAUCCAUAGCAUGCUACUGUUCUGGGUCUGCUACUUCCUGCCUGUUUACUUUCAGGGUGUCAAGGAAGCUAGUCCAUCUCGAUCCGCCGUCAUGCUAUUCCCUAUUGCAACAACCAGCGCUCCAGGUGGUGUAAUUGCCGGUAUUUCCAUCACAAAAACUGGAACGUAUCGUAUCUGGCACUUCCUCGGAUUCGGCCUCAUGGCGUUGGGUUGCGGUUUAUUCACCCUCUUUGACGAGGCCACUCCAACUGGCCAGUGGGUUGGCUUCCAGCUUCUCUUUGGCUUUGGUUGCGGUUUUGUCUUCACCAGCUGCCUGCCUCCCAUUCUGGCCAGUCUACCUGAUUCAGACGUUGCAACAGCUACAGGUGCCUGGACAUUUCUUCGGAACUUUGGCUCUAUAUGGGGGAUUGCUAUACCUGCCGCCGUCUUCAACACACAUGCUAACAAAUUAGCCUCUGAAGUCUCUGAUCCGAGUGUGCGGGCCCUUCUUGUGAACGGGGGAGCUUACGGCCAUGCCACGCGUGAAUUCAUUACCAUGUUUAACGGAGACCCUGCCCUAAAAUCCGAAAUAUUGAGCCUCUAUGUCCGGGGGCUCAAAGUCGUUUGGGAAGUGUCUAUUGCUUUUGCGCUCCUUGGCCUGGCUUUUGCUUUCUUCGUUCCAUCUAUAGAGCUCAGAGACGAGUUGAACACUGAGUAUGGAAUGAAAGAAGCAGAGACGAAACCUACUACCGACCUGGGCGACAAGGCUUGA